Messenger RNA from Boeremia exigua, 934 nucleotides. RefSeq names its product Alpha/Beta hydrolase protein. The record is from RefSeq and is a predicted model, not a curated record. The coding region runs from base 1 to 720 and encodes 239 amino acids. Gene Ontology annotation, cellular component: cytoplasm. Lineage: Eukaryota; Fungi; Ascomycota; Dothideomycetes; Pleosporales; Didymellaceae. Gene Ontology annotation, biological process: protein depalmitoylation. The transcript is spliced from 2 exons. Gene Ontology annotation, molecular function: palmitoyl-(protein) hydrolase activity; carboxylic ester hydrolase activity.
AUGCCCGCCCGCCUACCCACCCCCGCCGACUUCCCCCCCAACAUAACCCUCACCAUAACCCCGCCACCCCCCUCCCACCCCCCAACCAACAUCCUCCUCCUCCUCCACGGCCUGGGCGACACCCACCUCCCCUUCCACACGCUCGGCACCCAGCUCGCGCUCCCCGACACCGCGUGCAUCGCGAUCCGCGGCCCGACACCUUUACCCUUCGACCUGGGGGGGUACCACUGGGCCGACGACCUGUCGUUCACGGGGACGGGGGAGAUGGAGGCAGACAGCGGGUUUGCGGGCGCGGGGCGCGUGCUGGCGGGUGUGAUGGCGGGGUUGGAGGGGUGCGGGUACACGGCGCGCGAUGUUGUGGUGUUUGGGUUCGGGCAGGGCGGGAUGGUGGGGUUAGGUUUUGCUGCGGGGCUUGAGGGGGCGGAGGAGAUGGGCGGGGUGGUGAGUGUUGGGGGGAGGUUGGCGGCGGGGGUGGAACUUAAGAGUGGGAAGGGGAGGACGCCGGUGCUUGUUUGUCGGGCAGCCAGGGGCUCGGAGGUUACGGAUGGCGCGGUGAGGAAGCUGAGGGAUGCGUUUGAGUUUGUGGAGGUUAAAGAGUGGAGGAGGAAUGGGGAUGGGAUGCCGAGUAGCAGGGAGGAGAUGCUGCCGAUUAUGCAGUUUUUUGCGCGCAGGUUGAGGAGUGCGAGGGGGGUGCCUGAGGGGAGUGUGGAGAUUCGGUGAGGGGGGUGUCGAGGUCACGAUUGUUAGGAGGGUAUUGGGGAGCACGACUUGCCAUGUCUGAGGAGGAACAGGCACAACAGCCUUUAAGUCGUCACCAGGCUGGGUUUGUCACGAUACGAAGAGCAGGAACAUACCUCCUGGAUAAGCAGCAACAGCCUCUCACGGUCAUAGGAAGCUCACACAGAGCUCGAAAAAUAUCAAUUAUACCCAUAGA